Molecule: messenger RNA, 3257 nt
Organism: Aplysia californica (California sea hare)
Lineage: Eukaryota; Metazoa; Mollusca; Gastropoda; Aplysiida; Aplysiidae
Product: serine/threonine-protein kinase TNNI3K
Exons: 22
Coding region: 280-2838 (852 amino acids)
Biological process (GO): protein phosphorylation
Molecular function (GO): protein kinase activity; protein binding; ATP binding
Source: RefSeq, a predicted model, not a curated record
AGAAGAGCACUGAGCCUGUAAAAUGUCUUGUAAUGUUUUGGAAAUGAAUAGUUCUAGCCUACGCUUCGUUUUUUUUGUGUUGAAUGGAAAUCACUGUCAUAAAUUUUAAUGUUUCCUGUUGCUUUUAUCCACUGCUUUACUGAAGUGCAUUCUAGAUCGAGAUCGAGAUAGCCCUUCCUUCUGUUGGGAGAACCGAGAGAUGAAACACUGAUUUACUGAGACAUCAAUAUAUUGUGGCAAUGUGAUGAGGCAGAGCCCCGUCCAUACAGAUAAGCGGUAAUGGGCAACUAUAAGUCCCGGCCCCCCAUCUCCUGUACUGAUGAGCUCAAGAAGAAGAUCAGUGAGAGUUAUGCCCUGUUCAGGUCGAAGGUCAUUGAGGAGCUGCGCCCUAAAGAAAGUGACUGGAAUGAAGUGCAGCAAGCUGCAGCAAACACGGCAGACCUGUGUCAGUUGGAACAGUUGCUGACAGAAGCAGACUGUCAUGAGAAGACGGAAACAGGCCUUACAUUGCUGCAUAUUGCUUGCAUUGCUGGAGCCCCCUGUAGUCAGCUUGAAAGACUGCUGAAGAAAGGAGCCAGUGUGAACAUUCUCAGCAAGAACCAGUUCUCUCCCCUCCAGCUGUCUGUGUACCGGGGCGAUUCAGAGCAAGUAGAAGUGCUGGUCACUUAUGGAGCUGAUGUGAAUCAGGCUGGGCACAGUGGAGUUGGCUCCCUACACAUUGCUGCAAUGUGCGGCCACCAUGAGAUUGCCAAGAUUCUACUAGACAGUGGUGCUAAGAUUGACAUGGGGGAUCUUGUCAAGUUUUCCUCUCUGCACAUUGCCUGCCAUUUUGGCCAUGAAAAGGUUGUGGAGCUUCUCCUCAGCAAUGGCUCCGACAUCAACAUCAGUGGCAGCGUCGGUGACAGACCCAUCCAUCUCGCCAGCUCGAAAGCAAACCUGAGAAUCAUGCAGCUUUUGGUGGAAGGAACUUCGCAACAAAAGGCUGAUGUGAAUGUGAAAGAUAAUGAAGGACACACCCCUCUCCACUUCUGCUGCAAGUCUGGUCACCUGGUCACCCUGCACUACCUCCUGGACCACCAGGCUGUGCCCCACGAGGCCAACAUCUACGGAGACACGCCCCUCCACCUAGCUUGCUACAACGGCAAGCUGGAGAUUGCCAAACAGCUGGUGGCUCAGACAGGACAAGAGAGUCUGAUCAUGGAGAACAUUUUUAGUGAAACACCACUGCACAGUGCUUGCACGUACGGCAAAAGCCUGGAGCUGGUCAAAUUCCUGCUGGAGCAGCAAAGCGUGGACAUUAACUACCAGGGCAAGGACGGCCACACAGCCCUGCACAGUGCCUGCUACCACGGCCACCUGAGGUGUGUACAGUUCCUCCUGGAGAACCGCGGGGACAUGAACCUCGUGGCGGCUGCCAGCGAUCAGAGCGGGGACAGCGAGAAGAGAGAGGAGCAGACGGCGCUCAUGUGGGCCUUUGAGCGAGGCCACGACUCCAUCGUGACGUUGCUCAAACACUACAAGCGACCCAGUGAGGAAGGCUGUGGGGACUACUCCCAGCCUGGCAGUCUCGAUGGUUCCUACGUGGCGGUGCCCUCCCCUCUCGGCAAACUGCGCAGCAUGACAAAAGAAAAGAUUGAUGUCCUUCAGUUGCGGGCCACUCUGUCCCACCAGUUCCACCUGCAGAUCACAGACUUGGAGUUCCAGGAAACCAUCGGUUCUGGCUCCUUCGGCAAAGUCUACAAGGGCAAGGUCAAAGGUCGGACUGUGGCCAUCAAAAGGUAUCGAGCUAGUUCUUUUGGUGCUAAAUCUGAUGUGGAUAUGUUCUGUCGAGAGGUGGCCAUACUAGCCAAGCUGAACAGCCCUUAUGUGAUCAACUUUGUGGGAGCCUGUCUGGACGACCCCAGCCAAUUUGCAAUUGUAACCCACUACGUGGCUGGUGGAUCCCUCUUUAGCCUGUUGCAUGAGCAGAACAGGCUGAUUGACAUCCAUUCUAAGCUGACCAUUGCUCUGGAUGUGGCCAAAGGUAUGGAAUACCUGCACAACAUGCCACUGCCCAUCAUCCACCGAGAUCUCAACAGUCACAACAUUCUGCUCGAGGAGACUGGCCACGCUAUCGUUGCCGACUUUGGAGAGUCGCGGUUUUUGAGAUCUACAGAUGAGGACAAUAUGACAAAACAGCCAGGGAACCUGCGCUGGAUGGCCCCCGAGAUCUUCACCCAGUGUACCAAGUACAGCGUUAAGGCGGACAUGUUCAGUUUCUCACUGGUCCUCUGGGAACUACUGGCUGGCGAGCUGCCCUUUUCACACCUCAAGCCAGCUGCCGCGGCUGCCGAGACAGCCUACCACAACACCAGACCCCCUAUCGCUAUCACGUUCCCCAAGCCACUGGUUGCAUUGCUGCAUAUAGGAUGGCAUGCUAACCCAGACGAGAGGCCAGAGUUCCGGGAGAUUAUCCCCAUCAUCGAUGAGUGCAAGCAGUCGCAGGCCGUGGCCAUGCUGAGCAACGUGGAGCCCUCGAGCAACCCCUCACUGCCCCUCUCCCUGCCCAUGGUCACCAAUCAGGACUCGGACGGGGAGGGGAGAGACACGCCCCCGAUGGCUGGUCAUGUGUCUGCUAUGAGGAACCACUGGGAGAUGGAAGCUUCCAGGAACAGUGUAUCUGGGUCAAGUGAAGACAAGAAAAGAUAUCCAUUUCCCCAACUAGACAAGAAUGGCUACGUGUCUGACCCCAUGUCCACUCUACGCAUCUCCAUGCCUCUGCCUCUGCCACCACAAGCUGCCUCCUCCGACAGCCCGCCCCUCUCUCCACCCCGACAGCAGGCAGAACCUGACAGUUGACAGCAAGAACACAACUACACCCCAGACAAGAAUCCAGGUCUUCCUAGUGUUUGAUUUUAUGGAUGCCAUAAUUUAUCAUUUAAAACCUCUGCUGUGUGCUUUGAGUGCCAGGUAGCACUGCUGUCUGCACAUAGUCCUGCUGUUUGUGGAUAGAUUAUUGUCAGUAUCUUUUAACAAUCGCCCAAAUAAGUUUCUGUAACAUUCUCCUCGCGCACAAGUUGGGGAGGGGUUUUUUCAGUUCUAUUCCAUGCACAUGCUGAGUUACCAGCUUGAAGGGAAUUGAAUGAGGAAACCAAAUGCAAAUGCGAAUUAGUUGAGGAAUAGACUGUUUUUGCAUAGAGAGAGGCUAAAGAUGGAACAAAACAUGAUGAAAAACAGGACUCGUAAUGCAGAUAGCAUACAUGCUACAUUUGGGGGGG